UAAUUGGUAUAUUUUGCAGCUUCCUGCUGCCUGUUGUUGCUUUGUCGCGUUGUUGUUGCUGCCUGCGCCGACUGAAUUGUGAGCAGGUCGCGAAUUUUGAAAUCGCUCCAUUCACGCUGCUCGCAAACUGGGGGGAAAAAACAGAGAAAUAAAAAAAAAACCAUAACACAUACAUAUCUACAUAUAUGUAUAUUCCUAACGUGCAUGCCAAAUAACGAAUCUCGAUCAAGUGUUCGUUUGGAUACGAGGCUCUACCAAGAUGAGCGCCAAUAGCAACAACAACUUAUGCGAGGACAUCUCAUUGUUCAAGUCCUAUAUAGAUUAUUUUGAUGUGCUGCCGUUGGAGCUUAAGAACGACAUCAUCUACUGCCAGCGAGCAAUGCGCGACUUUCUCAAAGUGCACGGGCUGGUGUCCGAUGUGUUCAAGGAGCAGGCCGAUGCGGAUCCGGUGCAGAUGCGGCGCAUCCUCGACGAGCUCGAGGCGGAAGUAUACGAGAUAAAUGCUGAGCAACAAUGGCUGAUGCGGCGCCUGGACAAGCAGCUAGAUUCACUAUACAAGAAGCUGGAGGAAAGCAAUAUACGAAUUUUACCUGAGAUAGGCAGCGAGUACAUCUCCAGCCUGAUCGUGCCUUUCAUUGGCGAUGCCAACUACAAAAUCUAUCCAAAAUCUGUGCUGUGUCGCGACACCGAAGAGAUGCUUAUACGCAAGCAUUUCCUCAUCUCGCACGACGACGACGGCGGCAUUGAGCCGCUCAAGCUCAGCGAACUGGAUGACAAUGUGCCGCUGUUGCUGGUGAAUGCACUGACUGCCACGCCCACUGCCAACAUCGCUGCCCCGGACAUUGUCCAAGCCUCGACCAGCAGCGGAGCGCAGAUGCUGGUUGAUAAGAAGGAUUUGGGCGCCAACAUAAUGAGGGCUUCGUCAUCGUUAACGCCAGCGCCAGCGGAGCUCCAGCCUGAGUUGUUCAAAAAGGACGAUCCGCGUUCGCUGCUGAUACCGCGUAACGGCCAAACAUCCGUUGAACAGCCGGAGAAGUUCACUGAGUCAACGUCUUCAUUGACGACACCACCGCCACCGCCACCUCCGCCCCCGCCGCCACCGCUCGUGGCCGUCAAGCAGCGGGCGUCCCGAGCAGAUGCCAAGCAGGCAAACAAAACGAGAUCACCGCCGCCGCUGGCGCCCAUCACCAAGCCGCCAAUCAGCACUGACUUCGAGGUUGUUGCCCAGAGUAGAAUGAAUUUGCGCCAGGCGCUGCGUCGCGCUCGCAAGACCAAACAACAACCGCGCCAGAUCGACGAGGAGGAUGUCGUUGUGCUGCCUGUCGACAAGGUGCAGACGGAGAGCACCCCGCCACCCAGCGUCACGCCGCCCAAAGCGAAGGCGGCCAAAGCGAUCGAAGUUAUUGCUAUCCCAGCUGUCCCGGCCACAGCACACACAACGAACAAGAAGUCAGCGCCAUCGGUGUCCAGCAAACAGUAUAAGACGCGCAAUGCGCACGGGGUUGGACGUAAACCGACGUCGAAUCCACCAGCAUCGCAAGUGGCUGCGCAGCAGGCGGCAGCAGCAGCAGCAACAGCAGCAGCAGCAGCAACGGCAGCAACAGCUGCAGCUACAGCAACAGCAGCAACUGCAGCUGCCACAACUGUGGGCUCGUCCGGCUCCUCUGAUGAUUCGAAUCACGAGCUGGAGCUGGAGCAACAGCGUCUGUGCGCUUCGGCGGCACAAUGGCGCGAUGAGCCGCGCGAGACACGUGUUCUGCCCUCGGAAUACGGGCGGGAGAAUUUCCUUGGCCUAUUCGGGCUCUACACCCACGAGACAAUCAAGAAACUGUGCCAGCGCCACUCGAAGCGUAAACGUCGAACCGUUCAGAAUGCCAGCGGCGUUGUCUUUCACUAUGGUCAGCAGCUGGCCGCCUUCGAUACAGUGCGCCAGAAGAAACUCAAGGAUAAGCCGGAGUUUCUGCUGUCGCCCAAGGAUAAGCGACUUCAGGCCAAAAAGGCCCACAAGGCCAACGCGACAGCCGCGGCGGCUCGGAAGAGUAAGAGUAAUACGCCUGAAAAGCUGGAAGACGCGGGCAACAGUCAGCCGGACGGCGGCAAACAGAAAUGUAAGGAAUGCAAGAAACGCGGUGGUAAGUCCAGAUCUCCAAAUAAGGACGUCCUAUAUGCUCAAAAUCUGCAGAGCUGUCAGAGUUGUCAUGGGGUUUAUCAUAUGGACUGUCAUGGGGAUGCCAAAGGAAAGCCGCAGACAAGCAAUCGCUGUCCGCAGUGCUUGCGUGACUGGAACUUGGGCAGGGUAAAGGGAGCGGCUUCGUCCUAGUGCUAAGAUUUGUUGUUUUUGCUCCACUGUGAGAAUUCUGGCCUUUUGUUGUACAAUGUAACCUGACCGUUGAAUCCUUAAAUAUGUUUGUACAUAUAUUAUAUAUAUACAUAUAU
Messenger RNA from Drosophila navojoa, 2436 nucleotides. It is a transcript of the gene Lint-1, whose product is annotated as l(3)mbt interacting protein 1. NCBI's taxonomy places the organism in Eukaryota, Metazoa, Arthropoda, Insecta, Diptera, Drosophilidae. The record is from RefSeq and is a predicted model, not a curated record.